Molecule: messenger RNA, 2462 nt
Organism: Lotus japonicus
Lineage: Eukaryota; Viridiplantae; Streptophyta; Magnoliopsida; Fabales; Fabaceae
Product: actin-interacting protein 1-2
Exons: 6
Coding region: 126-1958 (610 amino acids)
Biological process (GO): actin filament depolymerization; positive regulation of actin filament depolymerization
Cellular component (GO): cortical actin cytoskeleton
Molecular function (GO): actin filament binding
Source: RefSeq, a predicted model, not a curated record
AAAACAAUAGCUCCUCUUGUGUGUUUUGAUAGUUGAACUUGAAAGUGAAAACAGAGUGAGUGACCGAAACAAGAAACAAGACUGACGAAGGAAAGAAGAAGAAGAAGAAGAAGAAGAAGAAGAAAAUGAGUCAUGAGCUGGUCGAGACUUACUCCUGCAUGCCAUCCACGGAGCGCGGCCGCGGGAUUCUCAUCUCCGGCGACCCAAAGUCCAACUCCAUGCUCUACACCAACGGCAGAUCGGUCGUCAUCAUCAACCUUCAAAACCCCCUCCAAGUCUCCGUCUAUGGGGAACACGCCUACCCUGCCACCGUCGCUCGAUUCUCCCCCAACGGCGAGUGGGUCGCCUCCGCUGACUCCUCCGGCACCGUCAGGAUCUGGGGCACCCGCAACGACUUCGUUUUGAAGAAGGAGUUCCGUGUCCUCUCCGGUCGGAUCGAUGACCUUCAAUGGUCCCCCGAUGGUCUCAGGAUCGUGGCCUGCGGCGAUGCUAAAGGGAAAUCUUUCGUCCGCGCUUUCAUGUGGGAUUCAGGGACCAACGUUGGUGAAUUUGAUGGUCAUUCCAGGCGAGUUUUAAGUUGUGCAUAUAAACCGACAAGACCUUUCCGCAUUGUCACUUGUGGAGAGGAUUUUCUGGUGAACUUUUAUGAAGGACCGCCAUUUAGAUUUAAGCAAUCUCACAGGGAUCAUUCAAAUUUUGUCAAUUGUGUAAGAUAUUCUCCAGACGGCAGUAAAUUUUUAAGUGUGGGUUCUGACAAAAGGGGUAUCAUAUUUGACGGGAAGAGUGGAGAGAAGAUUGGUGAGUUGUCUUCUGAAGGGGGGCAUACUGGCAGCAUUUAUGCUGUUAGCUGGAGUCCUGAUGGAAAACAAGUGCUGACUGUAUCUGCUGAUAAGUCUGCAAAAGUAUGGGACAUAUCUGAGGACAACAAUGGAAAAGUGAAGAAAACAUUGACUUGUCCCGGCUCUGGUGGAGUUGAAGAUAUGCUAGUAGGGUGCCUGUGGUUGAAUGAAUAUAUUGUCGCUGUUUCUCUUGGUGGGACAAUAUCUAUAUUUUUAUCAAGUGAUCUUGAUAAAGCCCCAACAUCAUUUUCUGGACACAUGAAAAAUGUUUCCUCCUUAACUAUUCUUAAAAGUAACCCUAGAAUACUCUUGUCCAGCAGUUAUGAUGGCUUAAUAGUUAAGUGGAUUCAAGGGAUUGGUUACAGUGGUAAAUUACAUAGGAAGGAGAACUGUCAAAUUAAAUGCUUGGCGGCUGUAGAAGAUGAAAUUAUUACAUCUGGAUUUGAUAACAAGAUAUGGCGAGUUUCUUUGCAUGGGGAUCAGUGUGGAGAUGCUGAAGCCAUUGAUAUCGGAAAUCAACCAAAGGAUUUUAGUGUUGCACUUCUUUCUCCUGAACUUGCUCUGGUUUCUAUUGACUCCGGAGUUGUCGUGCUGCGUGGUACCAAAAUUGUGUCAACCAUUAACCUCGGAUUUACUGUCUCAGCAACUGCUGUCUCUCCUGAUGGAAGUGAAGCCAUUAUUGGCGGACAGGAUGGUAAAUUGCAUAUAUAUUCUAUUUCUGGCGAUACAUUUGAAGAAGAGGCUGUCCUAGAGAAACAUAGGGGAGCUAUUAGUGUAAUUCGGUAUUCUCCAGACUUUUCAAUGUUUGCAUCAGGGGAUGUCAAUCGAGAAGCUGUAGUGUGGGACCGUGCCUCCCGAGAUGUGAAGCUUAAGAAUAUGUUGUACCAUUCUGCUCGGAUAAAUUGCCUGGCUUGGUCCCCUGAUAGCCGUAGGAUUGCUACAGGAUCCCUUGACACAUGUGUCAUCAUAUAUGAAAUUGACCAACCUGCAUCUAGUAGAGUUACCAUAAAGGGUGCUCACUUAGGCGGGGUUUAUGGCUUGGUAUUCUCUGACGAGUUCAGUUUGGUUAGCUCGGGUGAGGAUGCUUUUAUCCGUGUCUGGAAGAUAACCGCUCCAUGACCGACCAAUGUCAGAUUUGGAAGAAUUGAAUGUGGGAAAUGUAUUUGUUGGAUUCCAAAUUUACUCCUUUGGAAGGCUUCCAAGAUUUAAAACUGACAAGGGAUGCGCUUAUUACCGCGAGUUUAGGAUUGAUUGUUCAUAUUGCGAAAGGACUUGUUGCAAAUGGCAAGCUUUAGUUUGGUAUUCACUCUUGACUUCGCUCUAUGAAGUUGUGGCCAUUUACUUCUUGGCACUUUUAGAAGUAGGUUUGCUUUGUGAGUUUCCAUAUCUAGAGUAUGAUUGUGCCAGUGUACAUCACUGUCUUUAUAUGUCAUAGUUUUGCCCAAAGAUCUUGCUGAAUACAUAACAGGGUCUCAAUAUGGGUAGUGAGGGAUUUUGUGUUCAAGUGCUGAUAAACUAGAGAUCACUGGCAGAGAUUUCUCCCCAUCCAAAACCCUAAGGACCCCAUUUGUAUGCCAUUGUGUAUGUUUGUUGUUUGUUAAUUUAAAUACAAAUUUGAGGAAA